AGACGACCCUGCGGAGUUGGACAACUCAUAAACCCUUGCACCCUUUCUUCUGUUCUCCGCAUUUUCUCUCUCUAGGGUUUUUGGAAGUAAACCUCGCUUUCUCCAAGAAAGAAGAAAAAUCGAACAAAUAAUGGCGUCAUCAGCUAGGGUUUUUGGCCACAGCUGCCGAAAUCUGAUGGCCGCAGCCAAGUCGUCCGCCGCCUCCACGGCCGCCGCAGCGAAGCCCAAGACCGCAGGUCGUGUCACCGGCAUACUGAAGGUGCAGCCCGUGUCCCCUGCUCUGGCGAAGUUUCUGGGGUCUCCUGAAGCAUCUCGAUCUGGCGCCGUAAAGAAAAUCUGGGAGUACGUCAAAUCACACAAUCUUCAGAACCCAUCCAACAAGAAGGAGAUAUUUUGUGAUGACAAGUUGAAGGCCAUUUUUGAUGGCAACGACAAGGUUAAUUUUCAGGGUGUAGCGAAACUGUUGUCCAACCACUUCCCAAAGACUACGUGAAAUAUGCUUAGCUAGGCUUCCUAGUACAAUAGAUCUAGCUUGAUGAUAUUCUGUAUUGAAGCAUUUUGUCCCUGUUUCUUGUGUUUUAUGCCUCUUCCGGCCAUUGGCAUUUCUUUUUGGGUUUCUACAUGCAAGUGUGGUGCACGUAUAGAAUCUCUGCGGGCAACUAAUUUCACAAUGGUAAGGGAGAUGUGAACGGGUGGUCCUAUGGUUGGAUGCUUCAGUUGGCAGAUAUUUUUAAGCUAUCAUUAUUGAUUAGUUGUCGAGUCAAAUUUUUGGUACUCAUCUAUGUUUGUUUGCAAAUGUUGGGGUUCAACUUGAAGUUUUUUGAUGAUAGGCAUUUGAGUUCGGUGCUAAAGAUGCAUGAUUUGAAGCCUGUGUCCAAAUGAUGCUGAA
This is a messenger RNA of Sesamum indicum (sesame), 889 nucleotides long. RefSeq names its product upstream activation factor subunit spp27. The record is from RefSeq and is a predicted model, not a curated record. Lineage: Eukaryota; Viridiplantae; Streptophyta; Magnoliopsida; Lamiales; Pedaliaceae.